AUGGCAGCCCCGUCCCUCUACCAGCUUCCGGAUGAGCUGAUUCUGGGCCCUGUUCUUCAGAAGUUUCCUUGCAGAGAACGGCAGAUACGAUCACUAGCCACACUUCUCACUCCUUCCGCGGCCCCCUGCCGGAAUCUUACUGUGCACGGCGUCGAAGCGACUGGAAAAACCGCCGUGAUAACCUCACUCCUUCGAAAUAUUGCCCGGCAUGUGUCAACUUUCCGAUACAGCGUCGUCCACGCCGACCAAUGCAUCACUGCCAGGCACCUAUUCGAGUCAAUCGUCUCUGCCGUAUCCGAAUCCCUCGAUGCUUCUAGCAACAGACAGCGCACCCGGUGCGAGACAUUGGCUCAAUUGGAUGUCGAGCUGUGCCAGUCUCUCAAGUAUGAAACCAAGGAGACUGAUUUUCGGUUCGUUCUAGUUCUCGAUGCACUUGACAGAGCCCGAGAUGCGCCUUCUACCUUGAUACCUGCCAUGGCAAGAUUAUCCGAAAUCAUUCCCUGCCUCACAGUAGUCUUCAUCAUGACUGGACCUCGCGCUGAUCACCUUCGCGCCCCUUCAUCCCCAAGCCUCCUUUUCCCGCCCUACGAGAAGACAGAACUCAUCCGUAUCCUCUCGCUUACACCGCCGCAACUCGCGGUUGCCAACACCACUUCACAAGACAUCGCCGAUCUAUGGCCGCGAUUCUGUGCCGCUGUCUACGACGCUCUUGUUCGGUCUGCCGCUCGAUCAUUGCCAGCCUUCCGGCGAGCCUGUGAUACCCUCUGGCCCCGAUUCGUGGACCCCGUUGAAAAAGGUCUCUAUAAACCCACAGAGUUUUCGAAAUUGCUCGUCGCAGGAAGAACCCAUUUUCAGGACGAGAGUGUCCUCAACCCUAGCAUCGUGUCGAGACGACCCGGGCAAGGUCCUAUCACGGGCAAGGCUGGAGCUGAUCUCCCCGCCCUCCUGCCCAGGACGGCCCGCAUUCUUCUUCUUUGCGCCUACCUGGCAUCACACAAUGCGACCCGGCACGACCAAGCCCUUUUCUCUACGCAUCAUUCUCUGGGCCGUAGGAAUCGUCGAGCCAAUGGAUCUUCGUCUAAACACCGUAAGAUUGCACGUAAACUUCUGGGAGCUCAUGUGUUUGUGCUCGAACGCAUGCUUGCUAUCUUCGCCGCUGUCCGAUUAGAAUGGAUCGAUCAUCCCACCUUGGGGAAAGGGGGCUUGGAUGGUGACGUGGGAAUGGCACUCUCUACCCUCACAAGCCUGAGACUGCUGCAUCGCGUUGGGACUGGAGGUGAUGUAAUGGAUAGAGGAGGAAAAUGGCGGAUAAAUGUUGGAUGGGAUGUAGUACGAGGCGUGGGCCGUAGUGUAGGGGUUGAGGUCGAAGAGUGGCUUAUUGACUGA
Messenger RNA from Clonostachys rhizophaga, 1386 nucleotides. NCBI's taxonomy places the organism in Eukaryota, Fungi, Ascomycota, Sordariomycetes, Hypocreales, Bionectriaceae. The record is from the annotation of a GenBank genome assembly.